UCCAUUCCCCGGGUUUUUGUGUGUGUGGUCGAACAGCUUGACAGCUUACUAAUAACAAUCUUUUAUCGGUCGGUGGUUUUAUCGAAUCUUCCACGGAAGAAAUCGAAGUGCAAGGUCCUUAAACCUAUCUGGGAUUUCAGCCUCUGAUAAACUUUAAUGCUCAAGGUUAAUUCUUACACAACGAAAGAGCUAUCAACCACCCCCAUACCUUCUACUAAUCUCAACACAUACAUUUCCGGUGUGCAGGUUUCGCCCUUUACAAUUUGCUCUACAUCAAACCAUCGACCCAACACCCAGUCGCUGUCCCAGAUAACUUUUUAUUGAGCGCGGGCGCUACAUCACAACCCCAUUUUGAACGCCACUGCAUGAUCUGUCACGAAUUCUUUCCCUUGACAAGUUUCCCAGGAUCGCCUAUCAACCCGUCGCAAAUCCAUUGAAACGUUUAAUAGCUUCUCAAAAUGGGUUCCCGCCAACGCAGAGAUUUGGUUGUGAGAAGAAGGCGGGUUGAGGACGAGGGCGAUGAUGAAGGAGCUCAAGAUAUUCCUGAAAUGGAUGAUGACUCUCUAUCCGAAGGCUCAAUAAUCAGUGACGAUGAAGAUGUACACGAGGACGACGAACCUGUCAAUGGCGACAUCACAACUAAUGAGGUACCUCAAUCAACCAAGAUGAAUGGAAAUAGAUCAACUGGGCAGAAUGGUGGACAGGCAAAAGCUAGCAAUGGUACUACUGAAGCUUCAAAGUUCACAAAUGAAGCCAAUGAUAUGGAAAUGAUGGUGAACGGGCCCAAAACAUCUGAACUGGUAGAAACUGUACAAUUCGAGGACUUUCGAGAAGACGAGACGAAAGAUACCCCUUCACCGGCUAUUGUCACAUCUACUGCUCAAAUGGAUCGGCCACAAGAACAACCUCAUGAAAGGCGAAGGAGAGAACAUGAAGAAUACAAGAAAAAGAGAGAUGCGGAUCCUGCGUUUGUGCCAAAUAGAGGAGCAUUCUUUAUGCACGAUCAUCGUCAUGCUGGUCCUGCGGCGAAUGGUUUUCGGCCAUUUGGCAGGGGCAGAGGUGGUCGGGGCCGGCCCGGAAUUGGGGGGCCGUAUGCACCUAUCAAGUAUAUCAUCAUCUCUUUUGUGAUUUUGGAUUUCUGCUAACAUUUUAUAGUAAUACCUCACAACCUCUGGAACCGACCGAUGUUCAAUGGGCACACGAUAUGCACGAAAUAAUAACUGAACCCGUACCAUCAUCUACAAAUGGAGCUUCAAAUGUAUCUCAAAGACCAGCACCAACCUCGAAAUCUGCACCGCUCAAUCGAUCACUUUCCACUACGAAGCACAUUGGAAAUGUACAAAUUCGUGUAUUCUUUGCAGAUAUGGAAAAACCUGUUGUAUUUCCUGGAAUUCCAGUGAAGCAAUAUACGCGUCUGCCUGAUCACCGACCCCCGCUUCGUCGAGAUAAACCAGUUCGAAUAUCCCUACCUGAUCAUCCACCACGUUACAUAUUCCCUGCUGUCGAUAGAUCAUUUAUAUUCAUCCCAAGAGCUAUGCGACCUAAUCAACAAGGGUUUGGUGGGCGUGGCAGAGGUAGAGCUGGCCUUGGAUCUGUGGGUAAUUACUCGAGACGAACAAGUGUGUUUGGUGGAAGCAUUUAUGGAGGAACAUACACUCCCAGUGUUGCCAUGAGUCGUCGCUCGUCUCUUGCACGAGAGGUCAAUCGAGAAACACUUGUCUCACCGAGUGGUUCAACGAUGUCAAGGCCACAAAUAUCGAUGGAUUCAUCAAGACCUGUUGUAAAAUUACCACCAUCGAGUCAAGCUGCACAAUCUCAACAAACUCAGGCUCCUGAGUCUGGAGUAAUUGAUCCAUCUCCACAAGCAUCUUCUCUCGAUAAUGUUCCACGCCCUCAAACCUAUCCCCUUCCUCAGAAACCAGCUCUUCGGGAAAAUCGCCCAAAUGCAAUUCCCAUGCAUCAGCCUCGGCCUCAAAAGACGGUCUCUGUAGCCGACAUCGAAUCACCCGCAUCCAUGUCAUUCAAUCCUCCUCAGCAAACCCAACAACCAUUCCAUCAACAAGUUCCUGUCCAAAUCAAUGGAAACAGUUACUCGCACGAUAAUAUUCAACAUUCCCGACAACCAUCUUACCCAAGUCAAGCUUCGACUGGUACACCAUUGUCACAAAUUCCAGAGAGAGCUAUUCACGCACCAGCUUUUCAACCUAACCCUUACCAACAGCAAGCUUCCAACUUUUAUCCCCAAACUUAUCCUGUCUUGCAGCCUCCUCAAGGAUAUUAUUACCCCCAAACCUUUAAUGCACCUAUGACCUCUGCGGCUGGUGCAGCUCCUUUUGUACCUACACAACAGCAGCCACAACAAACAUACAACCAAGCCGCACCACAGACUACUGAGACUUCGGCGACACAAGCACCUCAAAACUUGGUUGCUCAAGAAGUCAAUGGAAUGGUGUACUAUUAUGAUGCCGCACAAAUUCCAGCUGUUCCAACUUUCCCUGGUGGCUAUCAACAAACUCAACAGUAUCCUAUGCAACAAGUAGGGGGUGUAGUAGGAAUGGGCGGAAUGAUGACACCAAGUCCAGAUGGCUUUUAUUAUCCACAGCAACAAGGCGUAGUCUACUAUACACAAUAACGACCUUCUAUAACUUCCUCCACCAUUACCUCUAUUCACGAUCUGCAAGUCACAUCUUUAUAUUCCUUUUUAAUGCCUUCAGCUAUCUUAUUCGUAUUUCCUGAAGCGUUGCUGUUUAUUAUCGUCUCUUGCUUAUGGUUUCGAUUGCGAAAAAAAGACAUAUCAUUGUUCAUUCUUCAGAAGCGGUGGCUUGACUUCUCAUAUCAUGUUUUUGUAUUAGGGAUGGCAAUUCAAUCUUUUGAUUUGGUUGGCAUGGUUUUUUUUGGUUGCAGGUUAGAGCCUCUAUUAUGCUUUUCAGUUCUACUUUCUUGCAUUUCGAUCUCUGAUUCGGUUUCUUCGUCUUGGUAUGGUGCGUUCUCUCGAUGAUAAUGGCCCUUAUGUUUCGAUUGGAACUUGAAAUGACGUAUGGAUAUCUCUUUCGGCUGGACGCAUGGUAGUGGGAUGGUCUUUUGCAUUGGAUCGAAGCUUAUGUUUGCUGUUAGCGAGCGGUUGGUGUCAUGGAUAGUAAGAGUGAGGUGGAAGUUCGUGGUGAAUUGACGUAGUAGUAGUAGUAGUAGUAGUGGUAGUGUUACAUAGGGUGGAUUAUUGUGGAUGGAUGGAUCGAUCAGCAUGUUAGCGGAUCAAAUGCGUCAAUGGAUAUCUUACCAUGCCGCUUAUGAUACAUCAAUGAAUGACCUAUUUUGAUGUUACAGUAUCUAUUCUUGU
Sclerotinia trifoliorum is the source of this 3337-nucleotide messenger RNA. The record is from the annotation of a GenBank genome assembly. NCBI's taxonomy places the organism in Eukaryota, Fungi, Ascomycota, Leotiomycetes, Helotiales, Sclerotiniaceae.